AUGUCAGAUACUCAACCAACAGCCAGUCAAUCUGGCAUAUCUGAAGUGCUGGAAGAGAUAUCUGAUAGUACGACUGUAGAUAUAACAACGCAGCGAGGAACUGGUGUCGGUGAUUAUACACUAGAUAUCGGUGAGAAAGUGCCAGCUGCCGAGGAGUUGAAUGAACUAUUUGAUGGCGGCAAUAAGAGCUACCAAUUCCGUGCUCUUGCACGCAAAACGAUAUCAUACCAAAAACGACAGUGGUUCGUCAACAUCUGUUGUAUUAUGCUAUGCCCAGUGUUAAUGGUCGCCAUCGCUGAAUUCUUAUGGUGCUCAAAUUCGAGCGCAUUCGACGUGAACGGAGAACCGAUCGACCCCAAAGGCGACCUUCCAUUGGUCCCUGCAUCCACAUUACCCAAUGUUCGCAGCGGUGUGAGCGAAGUUGCCUUGACAAAUUACUACCUCCCUCCUCCAGGUGACGAUGCCUUUGCAACGCCCGGCGCCCCUCAACUAUGUGUAUACUGGUUCGAACGUGACUAUCCAGUCCAGGCUCCAUAUCAACCCAAUCCAGCGGCAGCAAACGAAAAUUUGCGCAAAGCAAACACUUACUUACCCGAUCCAGUUGGAGGAUGGUUUAAUCUGAGUCAACUAAUGAAGCCAUUUUACCUAGCAAAAUACCAAACGUAUCCAUACUUUUUUGUUACUGACAUUGGAGACGCCAAUUCGGGCACAAAAGCAGCGCUACCUGCCGUCAGCGAUCCAUCCAAGUUUUAUACGGAUGAUUUUCUUAAAACGCAAGGAACAGGGCUAUUAGGACAGUUUGAUACAAAUUAUUACGUUGACUUUUCUCGCGACAAUGACCAAUAUUCGAUUGCUGGAUUCAAACCGGUUCCGUACUUUGAAAAACUCAACAACUCUGCUAAUGACAUGGAUAAUCUCAUGGCAGAUCGUAUACAAUCCGUCCUUGAGAAAGUAACAAAAGCGGAUAAAUCGGCUAUAGAAGGAUUCGACGCUCCUGAUAUUGAUCUGCUCAACUUUUAUAUUGAUAUUGCCGACAUAUUACAAGAUUUACCAUGGGGAAAUAUCCUAUUCGAAAAAUUAGAUCCAAUAGUCAAACAAUGGACAUAUACCUUGCAGAUAGGCAACGAUUUGCGUAUAUCCGCUGCCGCAUUAUUCCCUCCCCAAGGACUGCGACGUACAGCUGUGCAAAGUCAAUUGAGUAAUGCAUUCAUCAAAUCAGCAAAUGGAUCUUUGCCAACCACAAAAAUUACUCAUGGUUACAGAGUUAUGCCACAAUUAUUCAACUCGCGAGUUCAAAUUCAAGUUGGAACUAUUGCCAUCGAUGCCAUAUUCAACCAAACGUCAGCUCCGACAGCGUACUACAUUUGGCCACCAUUUGCAUUUUAUCGAGCGUUGACCCUUAUCAAUCAGAGAAGUGUCAGUCACACCAAGCGAGCCUACAGAGUGACGGAUCUGCGUGGAGGAGAUGAUGUACUUGGCUCUAUUAUUGCUAUGAUUGUAGAAUAUUUCUUCUUCAUGGCAUUAUCCUUUUAUCUGACCCAAGUGCUGCCUAGUGAAUACGGAGUACCAAAACCGUGGCAUUAUAUCUUCACCGAACCGUACAAGAAAUGGCGUGGCCGAAAGAAGAAGGACGCUGAAUCAGAAAAGGCAGCAGCGCGUUUAGAGGAAGAAGCAAUACCAGAUCUCGACUCUGAUGAAGUUAAACACGAAGACGAAGACGUGAAAGCAGAGCGAGCUCGUGUAUUAGAGAACAAAUACCCACCUAACUCGCCGUUGGUAAUGGAACGAAUGCGCAAGGUUUACGGUAAUGACAAACUUGCAGUAAAGGACAUAACAAUUGCCGUGGAGAAGAAUAUCAUAUUUGGUCUACUUGAAGAAGUCUUCUUGCGUAUUAUAUCCGACGCUGAGGCCGAGGCCGAUUAA
This is a messenger RNA of Paraglomus brasilianum, 1923 nucleotides long. The record is from the annotation of a GenBank genome assembly. Lineage: Eukaryota; Fungi; Glomeromycota; Glomeromycetes; Paraglomerales; Paraglomeraceae.